UAGCUUAUAAACAAAUCAACAAUUUCAGCCAACCGUAUGUUUUUGGAAACAAAAAAAUCAAAAAUUGACAAAUUUUUAGAAUAAGAGUAAAAAGAAUGGACAUUACAGAGGAUCGUUGUGCUGUUUGUUUGUGCCGCAAGCAGCACAUUGUUAGCACCCCAUGCAAGCAUACAUUCUGCAAGCGUUGCAUAACGGGAGUUUAUGAGGCUUGUUUAUCGAAAGUUUGUCCAUUAUGUCGAGCACCCUUCUUUUAUUAUAUUCGUAAUCGGGGUUACGGAAUGACAAUUGUGUUUUUGGCAUAGUUUCUUAUUCGUUGUUUUUUGAUUGCAUUGCACUGCAUUUCUAUACAUAUAACCGAUUCAUAUUUUUGGUUUCUUACGAUUUAAUGUGCAUUUAAUUAA
Molecule: messenger RNA, 401 nt
Organism: Drosophila busckii
Lineage: Eukaryota; Metazoa; Arthropoda; Insecta; Diptera; Drosophilidae
Product: peroxisome biogenesis factor 10
Exons: 2
Coding region: 96-302 (68 amino acids)
Source: RefSeq, a predicted model, not a curated record